GCAAGGGGCGGGGCUCUGCGGGAUGACGUGGCGACGUGCGCAGUGACGGCUGGCGCUCUUGUACCUCAGCCGAGCGGCGGAGGCAGGAGGACGCGGCCCGGAUCCCGGACGAGCUCGGUGGACCGGCUAGCCAGCGGCUUGGGUUCGGACGCCUGUCCUGUCCUCUUCCUCUCCCGGCCGCCCCCAGGGUGUCUCCAAGGGGCCUUCCUCCCUUCCAUACUCGCUUAAUUUCCCCGGGUCUUGAAAAUAAUUGAAUGAUUUAAAGGUGCAAGUUCAAUGACUGUUGGGGAUACCAGGAUCAUAGAGGAAAACUACAUGUGAAACGCUUCUGAGUGAAUUUUGGAUGAAGCCAUCAAAUUAAUUAUUUGCCAUCAUGAGUAGAAGCAAGCGUGACAGUAAUUUCUAUAGUGUAGAGAUUGGAGAUUCUACAUUUACUGUACUGAAACGGUAUCAGAAUUUAAAACCAAUAGGCUCAGGGGCCCAGGGAAUAGUAUGUGCAGCUUAUGAUGCCAUUCUUGAAAGAAAUGUUGCAAUCAAGAAGCUAAGCCGACCAUUUCAGAAUCAAACCCAUGCCAAGCGGGCUUAUAGAGAGCUUGUUCUCAUGAAAUGUGUUAAUCACAAAAAUAUAAUUGGCCUCUUGAAUGUGUUCACACCACAGAAGUCUCUAGAAGAAUUUCAGGAUGUUUACAUAGUCAUGGAGCUUAUGGAUGCAAAUCUUUGCCAAGUCAUUCAAAUGGAGCUAGACCAUGAACGAAUGUCCUACCUUCUCUAUCAAAUGCUGUGUGGAAUCAAGCACCUUCACUCUGCUGGAAUUAUCCAUCGAGACUUAAAGCCCAGUAAUAUAGUAGUAAAAUCAGACUGCACUUUGAAGAUUCUUGACUUUGGACUGGCCAGAACUGCAGGAACUAGUUUUAUGAUGACACCUUAUGUAGUGACUCGUUACUACAGAGCACCCGAGGUCAUCCUAGGGAUGGGCUACAAAGAAAACGUGGAUUUAUGGUCUGUGGGGUGCAUUAUGGGAGAAAUGGUUUGCCACAAAAUCCUCUUUCCAGGAAGGGACUAUAUUGAUCAGUGGAAUAAAGUUAUUGAACAACUUGGAACACCAUGCCCUGAGUUCAUGAAGAAAUUGCAACCAACAGUAAGGACAUAUGUGGAGAAUAGACCUAAAUAUGCUGGAUAUAGCUUUGAGAAGCUCUUCCCAGAUGUACUUUUCCCAGCUGACUCAGAGCACAACAAACUUAAAGCUAGUCAGGCAAGGGAUUUGUUGUCAAAAAUGCUGGUUAUAGAUGCAUCUAAAAGAAUCUCUGUGGAUGAAGCUCUCCAGCACCCAUAUAUCAACGUCUGGUAUGAUCCUUCAGAAGCAGAGGCACCUCCACCAAAGAUACCGGACAAGCAGUUGGAUGAAAGGGAGCACACAAUAGAAGAGUGGAAAGAAUUGAUAUACAAGGAAGUUAUGGACUUGGAGGAAAGAACUAAGAAUGGAGUUAUACGGGGUCAGCCGGCUCCUUUAGCACAGGUGCAGCAGUGAUUAGUGGCUCUCAACAUCCAUCUUCAUCAUCGUCUGUCAAUGAUGUGUCUUCAAUGUCAACAGAUCCAACAUUGGCCUCUGAUACAGAUAGCAGUCUAGAAACAUCAGCUGGACCUCUGGGCUGCUGUAGAUGACUAUUUGGUCAGGGGUGGGAGGGUAGAGGGAGGGGGGAUGCAGGAGGGAAGGGGAUUCAUUUAGGUAUUGAUAGAACUACUUUGAAAACAAUUCAGUGGUCUUAUUUUUGAGUGUUUUGUUUUUUCCCAAAAAAUGUAGGAUUCAUUUUUUAAAAAAAUAUCAAGUGCUGUAAUUUAAAACUGUAAGUUGUUUUUAAAAAUGCCACAAAAUAUAUUGUGGUUUUUUUUGUUUGUUUGUUUGUUUUUGCUGUAAUUAUCUGUAUAAUGUAAACCUAAUAAUUUUAUCAUGGUUUAAAAUUUUUGCCUAUUUGCUUUACCUUAUGCUGCUGAUUCAUUUUUAACUGAAUUUGAAAGCUUUGUUUUAUCAAAGCAACUAUUAUGUGGUGACUUGCCUUUAUCAUGAAUUAUUUAAGAUUUUAUAGUGGUUUUUUUAUUAGAAUUUAUUCCAGAUGUUUUGUUCAUGACAAUAUCCUUCAGGGUUAUGUGCUUGUCAUUAGUUUAUUCCCUGGAGAAAGAGGUAAGAUAUAUCUCUGUAGCCAGUUAUAUUCAGGUAUAAUUACUGUAAAUGAUUGAGUUAAACCUCCAAUUCUUGCUAUUUGCCCAUCUUAAUUUAGUCAAAACAAUUAGUAGGAAACCCAACAUAAUUUCUUGUCAAAGUCACUUCAUCUGAAUGGCAGAAUAAUGCAAAGCAUGUCUUUCUAAGAUGCCAUAUAUUCAGCCUACCCCCAAAAUAAAAAAAAGAUACGGUGUAUUCUUCACAAUUAUGGCAUGCUAAAAGCUUAUGAUCACAUCAAGUCAAGAGGAUACUUCAUGAAUAAUACAUUUCAAUGCAAAUAAACAUAUGGUUUACUUCUACUAGCUAUUAGCCUGUUUUUGUACACACAAAAGCUAAUCUAUCUUUCUAGGACACAGAUCCCCAGAAAUGUCCUGGAGUCCCUCUAAAUAGAUUUCAUCUUCAGAUAGCCUUGGCUCCUGACCAUUUCUGAUUUCCUAUUACUUGGUAUCAGAAUCAGCUGAACACCUAUUUUUGGUAGGGGAGGGAAGAGGGGAAACUCAUUUCCUGGCCAGUUGUUUCUCUUCAUUUAGAUGUAGCAUAUUCCUAUUAUCUACUAGCUGUCGGGAUGUCCCAGAACCUACUUAGAAAUCUGUAGGUAUCAUAUAAGCAAUACUGUUAAUCUUAAAAUAGUACUGCAUAGCCAUAUAUAAGAUAUCUUUUUCUAAGGCCUUGCUCCUUCAUAUAAGUAGAGGAGGAAUAAAUGGUGGGUUCUUCUUUAGCCUGAGUCUUUAAUUUUUGAUAACUUAAUUUUCAAUAAAACACCUAAUACAGUCGCUAAGUAGUGUAAAAUGGUGCUGCUCCUGACAAAUGUAUGUUAAUUGUUUACAUUUUAUAUUUGCAAAAUUAUUUCUCUGGAACUGAACUUUUUCUUAGGUAAAGCAAUCAUUGAAAUCUCAUUUCAAAAAAUGCACAUUUUCAGUAAAAAUUUUUGACUCUUGAUCACUUUUUGAAGAAAAAGGGAUUUGUGUAGUGAGUUGAAAUAGAACAAACAUCUAAGUUUUUGUUCUAGUUCAUUUGAAAUUUUUAUUCUAUUUUUUAAUUUAUUUUUUUUUUAAUAGCAAAUUCCUAGGCCCAGGAGAAUUAAUGACCAGAAUUAGGAAAGGAGCUCAUUUUCAGUUUCUGGAAGUUCACUAGAUGUUCGGUCAUGUAUUUAUUUUGGGGAAAUAACCUUUUGUGUAAGAUAUUUUAGAUUAUUGUUAGCACUCAGUAUUUUAAAAUAUUGCUUUAAUUUAGCUUUUUAGUAAAUCUUUAAAAGGUGAAAUUAUUGUUGAUGCAUUAAAGCAGUGAUUCCUACCAUUCUUAGAAUUGCAAUACCCAGCUGUCUUAUUUUUUGACACUCUUCAAAGGGGCAACAUGGCUGUGUGUUUUUUUUAAUUAAAAUUAAUUGAAGUUAAUUUAUUUUUGAGAAUUGUGAGACACCUUUUGAUUCAUAAAACCAAGACUGAGAAUCAGUCUUCAAGUUUCUCAUGUGAUUGUGUUCUUUUGACUUUGACAGGUUAGUUUAACAGUUUCUUCAUUUUUUUCUCUUAAUAGGUUAGGUCACUAUUGCACUUUAAAAGAUGUACUUUCUAGAUUUAUCUUCCUGUAGAAUCUCACAAUACUUUGUAUUUUUCUUUUUGGGUUUUUUUUUUUUAUGAUGGGCCAUCAGAGUAGAAAAGUAACAAAGUAAAUAAUACUUACCUCCUACCAGCAAAUUGUUGUUUUAUUUAAUAAUUUGUUUUAUUUUUAUUUCAUUUCCCACUGGCCCAAAUAUUGGCAAGGAAAACUAAAUGUUCUUCUAUCUAUAACUUUUUAAAAGUGCCAGCUACCACUUGAAAAAACCAGCAUUUGUCAGCUAAAUUCAGAAAAUAAGAACUUUUAUUCCCUAAAGUGAUCUAAAAUAUUCAUCAACCUAUAUAUUGAUCAUACGGUUUAGUUUGGCUAAGUGUUGUCUGUGUCUGAGAUUUAUAUGGCACAAAUUCUUAGCACUACUUAACUAGAUUUACAUUUUAUAAUAGUGAGGGUGUCUAUGCACAAGUUCCUUUUUAUGUUAUUUUUUAAAAUUGUUCUGAUCUUUAAGGCAUCUUAACUAAAUAUAUAUAGUUUUUUUUUAAUGGAAGUCACAAAUGAGAUUGCCAUGGCUAUUUAUGUAAAACAAGCUUGCAUAUUUUAUAAUUUUGAUGUUUUUUUCCAGGAGGAACUUAAAAUAUGCCUAUCAGUUUACGCUAUGAAUAUUAAUGUUAAGUCAAGAUGAGUUAGUCAUAUUUGUAAGCUGGGAGAUCAGUAUUUUGCUGUUCCACUUCCAUGCUGUACUUUUACAUGCUAAUUUUUAUUAAGCAUCAAUUUUAAAAUGAUUGUAUUGUUGGCUUCUGUUUAUUUGGACCACAUAUCCAUGCCAAUCAUCUUUCUUCCGUUCAUUUUAGAAAUCUUAUUUUAUAUUGCCACAUACUGUCAAUCAGUCUGGCUGUUUUGAUGUUUGCUAUUCCAAGUUGGGAAAGGCACUGUUACAUCCUUCUCAGGCUUUCUAGAAGAAACUGAAAGCUCUUUAAAUAGAGAUACUACUACACCAAACUUCUUGAAAUACCAUGAAUUUGAUUGUAAUGAUAAAAGCCUUACUUGUUAAAUCUUACUUUCUUUUCUGACUGAUUCUCCUAAUCCUGCAGUAUUGUCUAAGAAGAGGAAGCUAGAAAAGACAUGACUUUUGUAGUGGAAAUCAUCAGACAAAUGAAGCAAUCUCCUGGGUUACCAAACAACUUGGUUCACCUUAUAGGCCAGUUUCUGCUACACAUAUGAAGACAACUACUCAGUGUUGCCUAGACACUCACUUGUAUUCCAUUUUGAUCUAAAUCAUAUAUAGUCCAUUUUCAAGAAUGCUACUGUAGUCUGUUCAUGUGUAUUGUUCUUUAGCAACACAUUAGAUAGUGGAUGCAUGAAGCCCCACAAACCCCUGUUAAGAUUCUACCAAUAGUGGAAGGAUUCAAAUAUCAUCAUUGUUUUGUCAGUAACUCUUUGGGUACUGCCUAUAUAAAUCCUUUUAUAUUUUAGUAUAUGAUGCAUAUAUGUAUAUAUAUAUUGUAUUUUAUGUUUGAUCUUUAGAAGCCUUUUUUUCUACUGAGAUUUUCAGAAUAAGCCUUUUUUUUGUUUUUUGUCUUUUUUCACUUAAUGACAGCAAGUUGAAGAAUUGAAGGGCAUUGAAGCAGAGAUGUAUAGUAUGGGGUAAGAUUAGAAACCUCAUGAAAAAAAAAUCACUUAAAGCUGUUCUGGUUCACUUAAUUGCUCUUAGUUAAGUGCUCUUAAGGAGAGUCUAGUAAGAGUAACACUUUACUAAUCAUUUCUGGUAUAAUUUUCUCUCCAUUUACUGAAACUUGUGAUAAGUAGACCUGUGGAUUAGCUUUGCACAAUGUUUCCACUUCCACAAUGGCUUAUAAAUUAAACUAGGUUUUUAUUGAACUACCUCACACUAAUUUUCUAUGCUUUCCUGAGUAAACUGUUGCCCUUACUAUUAGACCUUUGCUGAAUGUGAACUGUAAGUGUGUUUUUCUAAUUCCUUUAUGGCCAAUGUUGAGAUGAUACCAGUAAGUAUGUAAAAUGUAUCAUUUGCAUAAGUAAGAAGCAUUCACAUGUAAAUCCUUUUUUUGACUGUAUUUCCUGGAAAGUUGUGUUAGAUGUGAUUGGUGAAUUGAUUAUUGUCUGUUUUUGUAAGUAAAGAUCUAGUAGUAUCAGUCCAUUCUUUACAUUUUACAAAAGGAAUAAAUCUUAGUAAAUUUUA
This is a messenger RNA of Monodelphis domestica (gray short-tailed opossum), 5966 nucleotides long. It is a transcript of the gene MAPK8, whose product is annotated as mitogen-activated protein kinase 8. Gene Ontology annotation, molecular function: ATP binding; MAP kinase activity. NCBI's taxonomy places the organism in Eukaryota, Metazoa, Chordata, Mammalia, Didelphimorphia, Didelphidae. The record is from RefSeq and is a predicted model, not a curated record. Gene Ontology annotation, biological process: protein phosphorylation.